CUGGGACCUGUAGUUUAGGGCGGGGCGUUUGGAACGUUCAGCCAGGGAGCCCUUGGGCCUCACUGAACUACAAGAUCCAGAAUCCUACAGAGUGCCUUGUCUCCGCGCGGCAAGAAUGAUCCUGACGUCGGCCUUCUUUGUACAGCUCUAAGGUCGGCCUUAAAGUUGAACGCUUUCCCCGGACUUCCGGUUUUUGGAUCCCAGCCUCCUCCUAGUUUCUGGAGCCACUUUGAACUUGUGAACUCUAAGCUAAAGGCUGUAUUUUAAAAAUGAACGUAGUGCAUUGGUCGAUGAGGGAUUGCAAGGCUUUUAGCCAUCCAUGGGCAAAGAUGUUCCAGGCAUCAAAUGCAAGGACAGUUUUAGCGACACGCUGCUUGAAGCGGAGGCAUUUCGUGUCAAAAAGCAGGACUCCUGUCAAAUAUGCUUCAUUUUCAGAAGUUCAACAAUUGCAGGAAAAACAGUUCACCGGACUAACCUUCCCUCUCCAAGAUCUCACAAGAUAUCUCGCCCCUAACCUGGACACAUCAUGCUUUUGUAUUUUCAAUCCUAAUCGAGAUGACAUCAACAAAGCAGAGAGAUUUUUCAUUCCUUCCCGAGAAAAUGUCAUUGAUUAUUACUCUUCUGCCGUCCGGAUGGAUCACGUCCCACAAUUGUCCCUGCCAGAGGUUUGCUUUUUAGGAAGAAGUAACGUGGGAAAAUCCUCCUUGAUAAAAGCCUUGUUUUCAUUGGCCCCGGAUGUUGAAGUCAGAGUUUCCAAAAAUCCAGGUCACACAAAAAAGAUGAAUUUCUUCAAAGUGGGAAAAUUCUUCACCUUGGUUGAUAUGCCAGGCUUUGGUUACAGAGCACCCAAAGAUUUUGCAGAAAUGGUGGAACCUUAUUUAAAUCAUCGUCCAAAUUUGCAACGGACAUUCUUAUUAGUGGAUGCCCAAGUAGGGAUUCAAGAGAUUGACAAUAUUGCUAUCGAAAUGUUGGAAGAAUUUGGGAUUCCUUAUGUUCUUGUUUUAACAAAAAUUGAUAAAGCAUCGAAACGAGUGAUGGCAAUGAAUGUGCUAAAGAUUCAGGACUUUGUAAAGGAAAAAACACAAGUUUGCUUUCCUCAGCUCUUCCCAGUCAGCUCUUUGUAUUAUUCUGGAAUCCAUAUAUUGAGAUGCUUUAUAGCACAUGUUGCCGGAUAUCUUCCCUUGUCCUCAUAAUGAUAUUUUGUGACCAGAAUCAACAAGGCUUGUCUCUGAAUUAAAUCUUCCUCAUCAACUAAAUGAAAUUUACAUGAUUUAAUGCUCUAUGUAUGUUUUUUUAAGCUCUGUAAAUAAUUUGGUUAUAAUAGAUGCUAUUUAAGUUUCGGCUUAAACAGCUUCGGCUUCAGUAUUACAUUACAGAUUGGACGCAUUUUCUCAUCUCUUGUUUAAAAUGUAUACUUGAAAACAGUAUAUACUUCUUGCUCAGAUUUUUAGUAAAAAGCCCCUUAAAUAAGA
Anolis carolinensis (green anole) is the source of this 1472-nucleotide messenger RNA. It is a transcript of the gene gtpbp8, whose product is annotated as GTP binding protein 8 (putative). The transcript has 7 exons. Gene Ontology annotation, cellular component: mitochondrion. Lineage: Eukaryota; Metazoa; Chordata; Lepidosauria; Squamata; Anolidae. The record is from RefSeq and is a predicted model, not a curated record. The coding region runs from base 270 to 1193 and encodes 307 amino acids. Gene Ontology annotation, molecular function: GTP binding.